Messenger RNA from Aquila chrysaetos chrysaetos, 727 nucleotides. It is a transcript of the gene ARL16, whose product is annotated as ADP ribosylation factor like GTPase 16. Bases 6 to 554 code for a protein of 182 amino acids. The transcript is spliced from 5 exons. NCBI's taxonomy places the organism in Eukaryota, Metazoa, Chordata, Aves, Accipitriformes, Accipitridae. The record is from RefSeq and is a predicted model, not a curated record. Gene Ontology annotation, molecular function: GTPase activity; GTP binding.
GCGGGAUGGCGGGCGCGGGGCGGGCGGUGCCCACGUGCCUGCUGCUGGGGGCGGCGGGCGGCGGGAAGAGCCUGCUGGCCAGGCGGCUCCGCCAGCUGAGCGCCGAGGAGGGGGCCGCGGAGCUGGGCGAGCCCCCGGCCACGCUGCCCACGGUGGGCACCAACCUGACCGACCUGCGGCUGCCGCGGAAGGCGACGCUCCGGGAGCUGGGCGGCUGCAUGGGCCCCAUCUGGCCCAGCUACUACAGCGAGUGCAGCGCUCUCCUGUUCGUGGUCGAUGCCGCCAACCCCACCCAGGUCUCCUCGUCCUGCGUCCAGCUGCUGUCCGUCCUCUCCGCAGCGCAGCUCGCCUCUGUGCCCGUGCUGGUCCUCUUCAAUAAGAUUGACCUGCCCUGCUACAUGUCGCUGGCGGAGAUGAAGUCGCUGUUCCGCAUGCAGGACAUCGUCUCCUGCGCCACGCAGCCCAUCACGAUGCUGGAGACGAGUGCACGCGAUGGCACCGGCCUGCCUGAUGUCCUGCAGUGGCUUCGGGCCACCCUCGGAGAGCCCCGCUGACCCUGACCCUGCCCGGGUGCCUGCGGCAGCCCAGGCAAGUCCUGUCACCGAAGGAGGUGGCCGGUGAGCACCUGCCCUGCGUGGGACUAGGAGUGGAGCCCAGGAUGGUGUCACGGGCUGGUGGCGGACAGGACCCCUGUGGAACUUUACAGUAAAAUUCCCACCGUACUGUC